This is a messenger RNA of Populus trichocarpa (black cottonwood), 1191 nucleotides long. RefSeq names its product probable carboxylesterase 15. Lineage: Eukaryota; Viridiplantae; Streptophyta; Magnoliopsida; Malpighiales; Salicaceae. The coding region runs from base 125 to 1117 and encodes 330 amino acids. Gene Ontology annotation, molecular function: hydrolase activity. The record is from RefSeq and is a predicted model, not a curated record. The transcript is spliced from 2 exons.
CCAAACAUUAACUCACCAUCAGAAAGCCGGCUCUUUUGACUCUUUCCUUGUUCUAGCUGUGUGCUUCUAUCCCUCUCCUUCUUAAUCCCCACUUCUUCAAGUCUUCCCUCACCAUCAGAGAGAGAUGUCCAACGUAACUACCGGUGCCGCCGCUGCUGAGCAGCCAUAUGAGGUUGAUGAAUGCCGUGGAGUGCUUCGCGUGUACAGUGAUGGCUCAAUCUGGCGUUCUUCUGAACCAAGCUUCAAAGUUCCUGUCCAUGAUGAUGGUUCUGUUGUCUGGAAAGAUGCUUUCUUUGACUCCACGCAUGAUCUCCACCUCCGUCUCUACAAACCAGCUUCCCCCUCUUCCACAAAGCUCCCUAUCUUCUACUACAUCCAUGGUGGUGGCUUUUGCAUUGGCUCCCGUGCUUGGCCUAACUGCCAGAAUUACUGCUUUAAGCUUGCCUUGGACCUCCAAGCUGUGAUAAUUUCGCCUGACUAUCGCCUGGCUCCAGAGAACCGGCUCCCAGCUGCCAUUGAGGAUGGUUACAUGGCCGUGAAAUGGCUCCAAGCACAAGCUAUGUCUGAAGAGCCGGACACCUGGUUGACCGAUGUUGCUGAUUUCAGCAAGGUGUUCAUUUCUGGUGAUUCCGCUGGUGGGAACAUUGCUCAUAACCUGGCAGUUCGGUUAGGAGCUGGUUCUCCAGAGUUGGCUCCGGUUCUUGUUAGGGGUUAUGUUCUUUUGGCACCCUUUUUUGGUGGGACAGUGAAGAGUAAAUCAGAGGCCGAGGGACCGAAAGAAGCAUUCCUGAAUUGGGAGCUUAUCAACAGGUUUUGGAGGCUGUCUAUUCCCAUAGGAGAUACAACUGAUCAUCCACUGGUGAACCCAUUUGGACCACAAAGCCGGAGUCUUGAACCAUUGGAACUUGAUCCAAUCCUGGUAGUAAUGGGAGGUAGUGAUCUGCUCAAAGAUCGAGCCAAGGACUAUGCAGAGAGACUCCAAGAAUGGGGAAAAGAUAUCCAGUAUGUUGAGUAUGAAGGACAGCAACAUGGGUUCUUUACCAUUAACCCUAACUCCGAACCAGCUACUAAACUGAUGCAAAUCAUCAAAACUUUCAUCGUUGAAAAAUCCACCUAGUACCUGUUUGCCACCUCCACUAUAAUAAACUUGUAUGAGCUAAAAUAAAAUGAUAUAAACUUUUAUUAUUCUUA